AGUGUACGGAGUCCACGCCGCUGCUUGGUGGUGAAGAUGGCCUCGAAAGGUCCAGCAGAAAAUCGGCUCAAGUCGUACAAGACUAAGGGCCUGGACGUCAGUGAGGUGCGGAGAAGGAGGGAAGAGGAAGGAGUGCAGCUGAGACGGUCCAGGAGAGAAGAGCAGUAUUCCAAGAGAAGAAACCUCACAGACGUGGACGAAUUGGAAGCAGAAAACGCAACCUUUCCAGAGGGGACACCGUUCACUGAGGUGGCAAGGGCACUGUUCGCCAAUGAGACAGAGCAGCAGCUGGCCGCACUGGCUCGCUUCAGGAAAGCCCUCUCGAAAUUUGGCCAAAGUCCUCCAAUCCAAGAAGUCAUAGAUACAGGAUGCGUUCCUCGUGUAGUGGAAAUAUUGACAUUUGAUAACCCUUCUCUUCAGUUCGAAGCAGCGUGGGUGCUGACCAACAUCGCCUCAGGCUCCUCCCUCCAGACCAGAACUGUCAUUGGCUGCGGAGCCGUCCCUCACCUGGUCAAACUCCUCACCUCACAACAUGAAUUUGUCCUCGAGCAAGCAGUUUGGGCACUGGGGAACAUAGCAGGAGAUAGUCCAGAGUGUCGCGAUGUAAUCCUGGGUUCAGCCAUAAUGCCGCACCUGCUGAAGCUCCUGCUCGUGCCCGAUCUAAACCUGACUGUCCUGAGGAACGCGGCGUGGACGCUGUCCAACCUCUGUCGAGGCAAAAACCCCGAGCCUCCUUCUGAUGUAACGUUGACGUGUGUCCCAGUCCUGGCGAGACUGCUCUACCACACGGACCCAGACGUACUCUGUCAUUCCUGCUGGACCGCGGCCUUCAUUGCCGACGGGCCGGACUCCCGGAUACAGCGGAUCGUGGACGGAGGCCUCGUGAACCGACUGGUCGAGCUGAUGCUGCACCACGAGAGGAGCGUGGUGACUCCAGCUCUGAGGGCAGUGGGGAACAUUCUGACUGGAGACGACGUGCAGACGCAGGUAGUGAUAAACUGCUCAGUGCUGCCAUCUCUGAUAACAAUUCUGGCCACGCCUCACGAGAACCUGAGGAAAGAGGCUUGCUGGGCCAUCUCAAAUAUCACUGCUGGCAACAGAGUUCAGAUUCAGGCAGUAAUAGACUGCAAUGUGUUUCCCCUGCUGAUAGACAUCAUGAACUCCGGCUCAGUGUUCAAGACCAGGAAAGAGGCAGCGUGGGCCAUUCUCAACGCCACAUCUGGUGGAACUCGCCAACAGAUCAGGUCCUCACACUACCUUAAAAGGGCAUUGCAACCUAAAGAGCAAACAUACACUACAGUGGAGUCUCGUUAUGAAUUGCUGGGGACCUAAAGAAUUUGUUCACGGUGUGGGGAACUUUGUCAUAAGUGUGGUGAAAAUGUACAGUGUUCUAUGGGGCUAGGCUCCGAGGGUGUGUUUGUAGUAUCCAGAAUUUCGUACUAAGUGUGUUCUUUAUAAUGAGACUCCACUGUACCUGAAUUAGCUAUACAAAAAGAGCUCAUUGUUACUAUGUACGUACGUACAAACCUUAGGCCAUUGCACUGUAAGACUUUCGUGCAUGCACACGUGGAGACUCCAAAUAAUGCACAUGCAUGGGACAACAGACUUUUAUAAUAUGCGCCAAAUGAUACAUUAACCAUCAGAUUGAAACAAGUGUCCUUUUUGAGCUUUAUUCGUAGUGUGUUUAGACUAAAAUGUCAUGUUCACAGCUUGCAUGCCAAGGGCAGCUGUGGCUACAGCAGACUAGACCCUAUUUUGCUGGGGGUAUAUAUAUAGGGAAUUGAUUUCGACUC
Geodia barretti is the source of this 1793-nucleotide messenger RNA. Lineage: Eukaryota; Metazoa; Porifera; Demospongiae; Tetractinellida; Geodiidae. The record is from the annotation of a GenBank genome assembly.